Messenger RNA from Klebsormidium nitens, 2669 nucleotides. The record is from the annotation of a GenBank genome assembly. Lineage: Eukaryota; Viridiplantae; Streptophyta; Klebsormidiophyceae; Klebsormidiales; Klebsormidiaceae.
GGGUUUCAGGUGGCCAUAAUGCAGCGCUCGGCUAAAGCAGAUCAGCACGCAGGCGAAAGCAAUGCAUGUGUGGCAUUUCCUCUGAUCUGCUGGCGAGCCAACUUGCGUAAGCUCACUGUGCUCUUCAGGAUAAUCCGUUCUCCAUACAGCCAUUUCUCGGCCUGUGGCCUUCUGUCAGCUGUCGCAUUACGAGUACUUCAAGGGGUCAGAGGAGCGCGCAAGAUGCUGAAAGAGCGGUGCCCUCAAAAUGAGUGCCCCUGCAUCAUGAAGGAGGAAUGACGGUGGCGAAGUGCCCAAAACUCAGGGCUUGUUGGGUGUCCCUCUGACCACCGCCAGUCCUCCUGAAGAAUUUGGGAGGCGAUGGCAGACGAUGUACUCUCACGCGUCAGUCAGCUUGAGAAGGAGCUCGAUAUCUCAAAGAAAGAACUGGAGAAAAGGAUCAAGCACUACGAGGCUAAGCUCGCCACCCUGACUGUGAUCAACGGGGCCCUUCAGCAAGAGAACGAUCAGCUGAAGGAGGAGGCAGAGUCCUAUGAAUCCCAUGGGGAUGAUUCGAAGGCAUCUCGCGCAGAACAGGAGCUGGCCGAACUCCAAGAGGAGUUCACAAAGAGGCUGGGAGUCGCCGAGAAGACGGCUGCCUCUAUGAAGGAGCAAGUUUUUGGUCUUCGAGAUGAGGUGAAGGUUGCAAAUGGGAGGGCGGUCGAGGCUGAACGGAGAGCGGCAGAGAAAGACGUGUCCAUCAAGCAGCUACAAGCGGAAGGGGUCAGUCUGUCCAAGAAGAUUGGCGAACUUGAGGGUUUCCUCCGGAAGCUAAGGGCGGACCAGACCUCCUGGGAGUCUGAGCGAGAGCGCCUCAACGCACGCCUGCAGGUCAUGGAGGCCUCCGCCAGGAGCGACGAGCUCAACAGAUCUGCCGACGUCGAAGGUUUGAGGCACGACAUAGAGGCCGCUAAGCAGGCCAACACCGAGUUGAAGGAGUUCUACACAAAGGCAUUGACUGACGCUCAAGCGCACGAGCAGCAGGAGUUGGAUCGCCUGAGGCAGCAGACUGCCGCGCAGAGCGCUGCGGCCCAGACCCGGCUAGCAGAGCAGCAAGCGUCCUACUCGGCUACAAUCUCGUCACUUCGAGAGAGUCUGGCGAGCGCGCAAGAGGACGCCAAUCGAAGGGAGGACAAGUUGCUGAAAGAGUUGCGGGAGUUGGAAGCUCGCUGCCGAGCUGCCGAGGCAGCCCAAGAGGAAGCGGCUGCCAGGUUGACGGAAUCCACGAGACCGCUCGUACGGCAGAUGGAGUCGCUGUCGCUGCAACUGAACCAGCGGGAUCACGAGGCCGAUCUCAAGCAGCAGCAACUAGAAGCGCAGCUUAGCAAGGCUGAGUUGGAGGCCCGCGAAGCAGUCGAGGAGCGGAAGCGAGCGGAAGGGUUGGCAAAUGCGGCGGAGCGUCGGGUACACGUGGCGGAGAAAGCGGCGGCGGCGGCCCGGGCAGAGGGGCGGGAGGCGAUGGCGAAAGUGAAAGAGUUGGAGGAGAAAGUGCAGACUUGGCGACGGGAGUGCGAAACGGCCCUUGAAAAAGCGCAGCAAGCGAACCGGGAACGGGAUGAAGCUUUGGGAGCACUGACAGUGGCGCGUCUCGCUAAGGAGGAGGCGGAGAAGAGAGAAAAGACUGCCAAGCUGGAGUCUCGGCUCGAGUUGGACGAGGAACGAAAAGCGCUGGAGGCCGAAAGGGCUGCCUUGAACGAGCACCGGCCGAGGGGGAUCCCUCUGACGGCCGAUACUUCGUUUUCCAGACAAGGGUCCCGAGACUUCAACGGUAACGCGGUGGAUGAACCGCCGAGCCCCACGAGUAGCACGGCAAGCGACUACACGUCCGAAAGCUUCGGUAGCCCUAACCCGGGCUUGGUUAAGCAAGGCAGCAGGCGCUUUUCGGACGGGUUAGAAGCGCUCGGGCGGAACCUGACGGGCGGAAGUGCGGCCAUGUCGGAACGCCUGAUUGCAAAAAUCAGGCAGUUGCAGGGCGAGAUGGGGCAGCUCCAGCGGGAGGUGCAGGCCAUGCGGGCCGCCCGCGAGCGCGAGUCCGAAGAGCUGGGCAAAGCCUUGGCCCGCGCCAACAGCCUCGAACAGGACGCAAAGGACUCUCCGCAGCUGCGGAAAGAGUACGCCGAGUUGAAGAAGCGGCACGACAUGGCGCUGGUCAUUAUCGGCGAGCGAAACGAGCGGGCAGAGCAACUUGAGGAAGAUAUGAACGAUGUCAAGGCCUUGUACAGAGAGCAGAUCAAUCUUCUUGUUUCUCAGAUUGAUCCAGCGAAGUGGCCAAAUGGGUACAGGAUAUGUCUUUUCUGCUCACAUUGUGCACAGAUACACAAACGCAAAGCUUGACAUCUGUAACUUUGAGCUGGACGGUGCCAUUGUGCAAUCGGCUUUCAUACUCGCUCGAGCAGUACACGUUAGCUCAUGUGGCGCUGCUAUGCAUAACUGUGGCUCGGGAGCUUCUUCCAGCCAGUGGCGAUCGGAUAUGGGAGGCCAUCAUGCAGCAAGCAUGAAAUCGUGAGGCGAUGUUGCCCAUACACGUCAGAGACGCGUUUCUGCUAUUAUAUGUCCAGAAUAUUUUACUGCACGAGUGCCUUGGGCGAUGUCGUUCACAAAGUCUGUUCAGUGCCAUGUGUACUGACAGU